AUGGCUGGUGAGACGGAAGACGAGCGGGAUUUUCGCCUGGCGGAAUUGAAGCUGAAACAGAACAAACUCGUCUCAUCCACGGUGGCCUCGAUUGUCGCAGGCAUGAAAAAGGAAGACGUUUUGCAACCGGAUGGCUCGAAUUUCGGUCAAUGGAUCCGUGGCCUACGUGAAGUUUCUCUGACUGGUCUGUCGAGCGCGGAGUUUUUCUUCGAACCCUGUGCGAGCAAGACUUUCGAGAAGAUUGGACGAGCGGUGAUGCUUGCAAGCGUGCACUCGUCGCUGAUUCCCGAUCUUCAAUCAAUCGACACGGCACACAAGAUGUAUCUCUCCUUGAAGAAGAAAUUCAAAACUGUGUCCCGUGCAGCACAGAUGAAUAUUUGGCGGAGACUGAUGGCUUUUCGGGUGGACCCAUCGGCUCCAGGUGCCGGUAUAGCGUCGACUCUUCUCGACAUGUACUCGGAAUGGAAAUCGGUCAACGUCAGCUGCCGAGGAGACUCCUUUUUAGGUUUUAUCCUGCAGGCAGCGGUGAUGCAGUCCAAUGCUCCCUACAAGGCUGAUUUCGAAAACAGGAUCGAAAAUGCCAUUCAAUUCGACCCAAACAAGGCGUGUCCGACUUUCUCUUUCAUUUGCAACGCAUACAACAUUAGCCGGCAGCAACACCUGCAAUCAACCAGUCAAGUCGUCAGCCCGGUAGGAUCGGUCCUAUCUCCUGCAGCCCUGCUCACCUCAACAUCUUUGGAUGAAGACUUUGACGCUUCGAUUUUUCUCACUGGGGUCGACGAAGCCGACUGGUGCGAUGCUCUGGAUUUCUUCGCGCUGACGGCGGCGAAGUGCUGGUCUUGCGGCGACAACAGUCACUACCAACGUGAUUGCCCACAACGAUCCACGCUGCCGGCCAGGAGAAACCAAGGCAGUUCGCAGGCGAUCGGAACCCUGGUCGGAACAAUCUAUGGUCAACUCCCCAGCGGUUUUCAAGUCACCUCGAAUCGAUUCCCCAACUACUCAACCCGGAAGUCCCUAGCCCCCCCAUCGAACAACCAACACCGAGCAAAGCAAAUGGCCGACUACUACCGACCUCGAUACAAUCAGCACCAGCAAUCCCAGUCUCAAAGAAACUCGUCAAUGCCGUCGACCAAACCUGGGGGGGUUACGGCACAGGUCGUGGAGCUUGGGGUCCUCCCCGACGAUUUGGAUGAUUUGGAUUUCCGCACGAUGGCGCUGGGAGAAGACAUUGUGAGUGAACCUGCCGUUUUUGACACCGGAGCCUCUCACGGUUUCACCGGUUCUAAAUCCCUGCUCCACUCUUUUCGUUAUCUCUCUAAACCGAUUCCCGUUUCGGUAGCUACCAACGGUUGCGGAUCAAAGAUCACCGGGAUUGGAGACUUAAAGUUCCGAGGCCCUCAUGGCCAAAUUAUUGUGCUAAAACAUAUCCUAUACUGUGAGCAAGCCCGCGCCACGUUGAUCUCCAUGGCUGCUCUGCGAAAAGCUAAUGCAACUGUCCUCUAUGACAAUAGUGCAGAAGCUUUUCAUAUCUUUCAUCCCAAUGAGUCAAAGAUCUUCAGUUGCGUUUUCGAACCGAAAAAGAACAGAUGGUGUAUGCCUUACCCGAUGAUCAGGGCAACCACUCCGGAUAACAACACACCAAUACACCAACCACAAAGUCACCAGAAGCCGGUUGAUGUCCGACUAAUGGGACCUUCGAAGGGUGGACAUCAGUCUCUUCCGUUAUCCUCUCCCUUCCUUGCUUCGAAAGCUGUCCCGCCUAGUGAAAUUUUCAAAGAGCCAGUCGGAAAAGCCGUCAACUUCCAAUGGAAGCCUGAGUCUAUGACAAAGGAUGAGAUGUCUCUACUGUUCUGGCACCGGUUGUUUGGUCACGCAAGUCUUCGUCAUAUUCGAAGACUGAUUAAAAACAAGCUCGGCCAUGGGCUACCGGUGGUGCUACCAGCCGGUAAGAUACACUGUCCGGUUUGUGCUAUCAGCAAGAGCACGAGGAUUAAUCCUCUAGCUCCCUCCUAUCGCCCUGUCGAACGCCUUGAUAUCAUGGCAGCUGACCUCAUAGGACCUUUCGAGGUUCCAUCAAUUGAUGGUGGGAAAUAUAUUCUUACUAUGAGGGAUGAGGCAACAGGAUACUCAUUUGCCAAAGUUCUCAGUGUCAAAUCCGACGCCAACAAGAAUAUCAUUGACAUUAUUACCAGACUGGAACAACAGACAGGUAGACGUUGUUAA
Puccinia graminis f. sp. tritici CRL 75-36-700-3 is the source of this 2226-nucleotide messenger RNA. RefSeq lists its product as uncharacterized. The record is from RefSeq and is a predicted model, not a curated record. Bases 1 to 2226 code for a protein of 741 amino acids. The transcript has 2 exons. Gene Ontology annotation, molecular function: nucleic acid binding; zinc ion binding. Lineage: Eukaryota; Fungi; Basidiomycota; Pucciniomycetes; Pucciniales; Pucciniaceae.